This is a messenger RNA of Python bivittatus (Burmese python), 3166 nucleotides long. It is a transcript of the gene WHAMM, whose product is annotated as WASP homolog associated with actin, golgi membranes and microtubules. NCBI's taxonomy places the organism in Eukaryota, Metazoa, Chordata, Lepidosauria, Squamata, Pythonidae. Gene Ontology annotation, molecular function: Arp2/3 complex binding; actin binding. Gene Ontology annotation, biological process: endoplasmic reticulum to Golgi vesicle-mediated transport; Arp2/3 complex-mediated actin nucleation. Gene Ontology annotation, cellular component: endoplasmic reticulum-Golgi intermediate compartment membrane; cytoplasm. The record is from RefSeq and is a predicted model, not a curated record.
CAACAACCGGGCUCCCUUCCUGACACUUUCUCUUUCGAUCAAAGGAGGCAAAGUUUUCUGAGCGUUCUAGAACGUCGCGGCCAGGAGACGCUUUUGAAGUUCCCGGGGCGCGCCAGGAAAAGCGCCUUCCUUUCCUCCGCCGCUUACAGCGCAGCCCGGGCCCGCCAUGGAGCUGGAGGAACUGCAGCCGGACAGCCUGGAGGGCUGGGUGGCCAUCAAGGAAAACCUCUUCGGCCAGCCCGAGCCGCCCCACAAGCUGCGCUUCCUUGUGGCUUGGAACGCCGUGGAGAGCAAGUUCGCGGUGACUUGUCACAACCGGACUUUGCAAGAACAAGCCGGCGGGGAGAAGGCGGCGGAGGCUGGCGACGAACAGCGCCUGAGCUGGGCCGGCUUGUAUUCCCCGCAGGCCUUGCUGGGCGUCCAUCGGCAGCUGGCGGCUUUGAACCCGCCGCUGGAGCCCUGCUUCCCCGCGCUGCCCCCCGCGCUGCCCGGCCCCAGCGGCUUCUGGGCGCUGCUGUUCCCCAGCUGCCCGGUCUUGGAGGAAGCGGAGCUGGAGACGCUGUGCCGGCGCCUGGAAGCGUACCUCGGUUGGGCCUUGGAAGGGUGCGGACGCAAGACGCUCCUGGACUUGCUCUUCGCCCACGACCAGGACGAGGAGGACGAGUAUUUUGAAAAUUUGCAGGAGUUCCGCAGGAAAAGUCUCAAGGGGCAGCUGACCGCGACCAAGGAGGCCUUGAGAGGGGUUCUCCACAAGCACAAAGAUGCUGAUAAGCUGGUAGAUUUAAUGGAGCUGUACAAGGAAGAGGAUGAAGUUUAUUGGGAGCUGGUUACUGUAGCAACUGAAUUCUAUCAGUAUUUGUUGUUACCAUUCCGAGACAUGCGAGAACUGGCCACGUUAUACAAACUUGAGAUUCUGAAAUCCUUGCAAGCUGACCGGCUCGGUCCCAAAAGGAUAGAAGCUUUGCAGAAGGAGGCCAAGGAGUGGACAGAUCAGGCUGAGGAAGCUGUGUGCUCCAUUCAAAACAUCACGGUUGGCUACUUCAAGGAAACUGUGACUGCACUUGCAGCGAUGCACAAACAGAUGGAGCAAGAUCAAAAGCGAUUUGGCCAAGCUGCCUGGGCUUCAGCUUCUCCAAGAUUAGAGAACUUAAAGUAUCUGCUAGCAAAAGAAACCCUUCAGCAUAUGAGAGCCAGAGAAUUGUGCCUGAAGCACAAGAGAGCUGAUACCAGAAAGCAAAUGGAGACACUUGGUGAGCAGAAAAAUGAUGUGGUUCAAGUGGAAAAGCUGGAACUAGAGUAUUACGAAACCCAGUUGGAGCUAUAUGAGGUACAGUUUGAAAUACUGAAGAAUGAAGAAAUGUUACUGGUUACACAGCUGGAGACUUUGAAGAGGCAAAUAAAGGAGAUUCAGGAUGAAGUAAUUUAUUAUGACACAUGUGAAAACUCUGAUGAAUUAGAAGCUAUGGAUCAGGCCCUGGAAGAAAUCUGCGCAUCUUCUUCCGAAGUGGCACAGCUCAGGCAGAAGACGCAGCGGCUGGAGACAAAGCGGGGGAUUAUCUGCUCCAGGAGAGCUUAUCUCAGGAACAAGAAGGACCAAUGUGAAGAGAGCCGGCGUCUUAGGCUCCAGCAGGCGCAAGAGACCACACGCUACUUCGAACAGCAUCACAGCAUCCAGAUUAAAAGAGAGAAGAGAAAAGAAGAUGAAAAAAAGAAAAAAGCCUGGAUAAAGGAGGAGCGGCAGAAAACUCUGGAGAGGCUAAAAACAUUCAAGGAGAAAUGUCCAGCUCAGUUUGUGCUGAAGACUUCCCGGUCCCAGCCUGUCAACUCCAAGCAGGCUGGGCCACGACCAGCUCCAGCAGUUUCCCCCCAAGCUAGGUCAAUGAGCAAGAGGCCGACUGCCAAGCAGUCCAGGAACAUCCGUCCAGCACAAGUCAGAACUUCCAAAGCAUCAUGUCAGAAGCCUUCCAGAGAUGUUCCCAUCCAGAUUUUUGCACCACCACAUGGCCCAGAGCCUCCCAAGGAAGGUGCGGAGGCACCACUACCUGUCCCUCCACCUCCACCUCCACCCCCCCUUCCACCCCCACCACUGCCAUCAAGUGUCCAGACUGUUGGCUUAAGCAGCACAGGAGCCGAAGAUAAACCACUGCCUCUUGUGUGUGAAGGCUCUCCUAAAGGAAGUACCUCCCUGGAGAAAGCAGACACUGCAUCCAGAUGCCCAACCAAGAAUUACACAGGGACCAUGGAUGAGGUCUUGGCUUCCCUCAAGCGUGGCGAAAUCCUCCUUCGCAAAGUGGACCUGACCCACCAGGCACCUUCCACUGGCAACUCUCUCAAUGACAGCAUUCUUGCUGCCAUCAGGCAGGGCGUUAAACUGCGGAAGGUCAACCAAGAGCCCAAGGCGGACAUUGUGAGGGGUUCUGGCAGUGAGCUGGAGCAAAGCAUCAAGGCAGCCAUCCAGAGAAUUAAGAAUGUGUCAGCUGACUCAGAUGAUGAUGAAAAUAGUGACUUCAACAGCGGGGAAUGGAACAGUUAACAGAGCGGUUGGCUGGUUGCAUUUAGGAGCCCCUCAGAAGUCCAUGAGGGAUUCUUUGGUGAGAAGACAGCUAACCGCAAAGGAGUCCCAAACAGGAAGAGCGGUCUGGGGCCCAACAGGUUGGCGCUAAUGUCUUCCAUGAAUCAGGCAUCCCAGAAUUCUCAGCAGCACCGUGGAGUUCAGGGGCAGCUGAGGAAGUGUGGGAGAUAUUUCUUGAUCAAUGUCAGAAGUUUCCAAGCUGUCGAGUGAAUUUGGAACAAGUCCUUUACUGACACUGAGCUUUAUGCUUUGAAGUUUGCACGUUUUUUUUCUUUUUUCUUUGCAAAGGAAUCAGCGCCCCUUAGGGAAUCAAGGGCAGUGACAAUGUUUCAGAACUUUAAAAAGCCCCCUUGAUGCCAUCCCAAACUUUCAUUACUGUAUGGAAACAUUAUUCAUUUGAUUAAACCUGUACCAAAACUAUUGUUAAAACUGUCCUAGGAGAAUGAAUUACUCUUCCGAAAUUACUCUUCAGGUGCAUAGGAACAGAGGGAAAUCAUCUCCAUGGGACACAUUUGUAACAACUUUUUGGGUACAGGUAGUCCAUUCCCAAGGUCUGUCCUUAAGUUGAAUUUGUAUGUAAGCCGGAACAGUAUU